This is a messenger RNA of Lentinula edodes (shiitake mushroom), 872 nucleotides long. Its product is annotated as ATP synthase subunit C-domain-containing protein. Gene Ontology annotation, biological process: proton transmembrane transport. The transcript is spliced from 7 exons. Gene Ontology annotation, molecular function: proton-transporting ATPase activity, rotational mechanism. Bases 53 to 688 code for a protein of 211 amino acids. NCBI's taxonomy places the organism in Eukaryota, Fungi, Basidiomycota, Agaricomycetes, Agaricales, Omphalotaceae. Gene Ontology annotation, cellular component: proton-transporting V-type ATPase, V0 domain. The record is from RefSeq and is a predicted model, not a curated record.
AGUCGCCGUCGUUAUAUAAUCAAUCAGUUCCUCUUUCUCUUCCCACUAUACAAUGGGCUAUUACUACAAUUAUGGUCUCGUAACCUUCAUCGUCAUUGUCGUCGCAUUAUAUCUUCUAUUCACCGGUUCCGGGGAAGCGUUCAAUGUUGGCAGGUUUUUAGAAGAAUCGAGUCCAUACGCGUGGGCUGCGACUGGAAUCGGUCUUUGCAUAGGGCUAAGUGUGCUUGGAGCCGGCUGGGGCAUCUUCAUUACCGGCUCAUCGAUUCUUGGGGGAGGUGUUAGGGCGCCACGUAUUUCGACGAAGAAUCUCAUUAGUAUCAUUUUCUGCGAAGUCGUGGCCAUAUAUGGCGUUAUCAUCGGCAUCGUCUAUUCUGCAAAACUAGCCAGCGUUCCAGACGAUAUCCUCUACACCAGACAAAACUACUUUACUGGGUUCGCCAUGUUCUGGGGCGGCUUCACCGUUGGCAUGUGUAACCUCCUUUGUGGUGUCUGCGUCGGCAUCACCGGCUCUACCGCUGCACUUUCAGACGCCGCCGACCCCAAUCUCUUUGUCAAAAUCCUUGUCGUAGAGGUGUUUGGUAGUAUAUUGGGUUUAUUCGGGCUUAUUGUCGGACUUCUCAUGACAAGCUCAGCACAAGAAUUCAAGGGCGCAGAAUCUUCGCCUAUGGCUUCGCUAUUUGUGCAUUGACUGGCAUUCGAGUAGAAUGAUGGACUCUUCUUUACUAUGGAUAUAAUGCAUCAAUAACAAGGUCAAAGUAUAUGCUAGUUCGACUUCAAUGUCCGUUCGCUCUACAGAUCGAUUGGUACAGUACUAAGUAAACGUCAAUAUGUUGUUGGAGUGAAAAUAACCAAGACCGAUGCUGGUUUCCCAA